Limulus polyphemus (Atlantic horseshoe crab) is the source of this 2629-nucleotide messenger RNA. RefSeq names its product proline dehydrogenase 1, mitochondrial-like. Lineage: Eukaryota; Metazoa; Arthropoda; Merostomata; Xiphosura; Limulidae. The transcript is spliced from 13 exons. The coding region runs from base 143 to 2020 and encodes 625 amino acids. The record is from RefSeq and is a predicted model, not a curated record. Gene Ontology annotation, cellular component: mitochondrion. Gene Ontology annotation, molecular function: FAD binding; proline dehydrogenase activity.
UUGUAUUUUUUGUCAACGAAAACUUGAGUUCAUUUUAAUUGGUGGAACCGGUACCGUGUUAUUACUUCACAAUAUAUUGAAACUUUCCCUUAUAAGUUAUAAUAUUUACAUUUAAAAAGUAUUUUAGUAUAAUACUAAUAAUAUGGUGGCAUUAGGGGUUACUAGAAUAGUGGCAAAGUAUACAGGUCUGAAAAGUUUUUAUGUUUCCAGCACGUGCUUUAAUACUUAUCUGGGUAGUCCUUACUCCAACAUUAGGUGGAAGUCCUCAUCUACAGUUGUUUCUCCUGAAACUAAAGGCGUAGGGACCGCUCAAAAUAAUGAGCCGCCGCAGCGUGACCCACUAGAUUUGACCUUUGAAAACACAAAAAUAGCAUAUAAAAGUAAAACUUCAUGGGAACUACUUCGUGGGCUUUUUGUUAUGAAGUUAAGUUCGUAUAAAGUAUUAGUAGAAAAUAAUGAAAAGCUCCUGAAAUUUGGGCGACGUAUCCUUGGACAAAGACUCUUUCACCAUCUCAUGAGAUCAACUUUUUAUGGGCAUUUUGUGGCUGGUGAAAGUGCAGAUGGAAUUCAGCCAACAAUUAAUCGACUUUACUCCUUUGGAGUUAAACCCAUUUUGGAUUACAGUGCUGAAGAAGAUAUGUCUGAAGAGGAAGCUAAAGAGGUGGAAUUUUCAGCUUGUAUCUCUGCUGCAGAAAUGAAACAAAAAGAACUGCAAACCCAAGAUGAUUUGAAGCAGUUCAGAUACCAUGAGAAAUUUGCUGACAGACGGAAAUAUAAUGUCACAGCCAGAACAUAUUUCUAUAUGAGUGAAGCUCAGUGUGAGAAAAAUACAGAAACAUUCCUUCGGUGCAUUGAUGCUGUUGCAGGAACAACUAAAAGUACUGGUUUUGCAGCAAUCAAAAUGACUGCCUUAGGACGGCCCCAGCUGCUGAUACAGCUGUCAGAAGUUAUUGCUCGAACACGCAAGUUUUUUAAGGAUGUUACAGGGGCUGAGAAGAACAUUAUUUUAAGUGAAGUGCAGCCAUCUUUGUUUGAAGAAAAACUUCAGAAUGAUCUUCAAGUUAAUACACAUCAGAAAGAAGUGAAAGAUUGGUUAGAAAAAAUGGAUUAUGAUAAAAAAGGGUUAAUUAAUUUGUUUUCUUGGAGUGAUUUGGUGGAUAUGAACUAUGUUAUGUCUGAUUUUUUCAAAGUUCCCAGUAUUAAGACUGGACGUAUGGAACCAAUCAUCAGGGCUUUGACUGCAGAAGAGGAAGAAAUGUUUAAGAAUAUGAUGCGACGACUUCAUUGUAUUUCUAGGGUGGCUAGAGAGAAGGAUGUUAGAGUCAUGAUUGAUGCUGAACAGACAUAUUUUCAGCCAGCUAUCAGUAGGAUCACUAUGGAACUGAUGCGCAAAUACAACAAAGAGAAACCUAUUAUUUUCAACACCUACCAAUGUUAUUUGAAGGAAGCUUAUGACAAUGUAGUUUUAGACAUGGAACUGGCUGAUCGACGUGGAUUCUUCUUUGGUGCCAAGUUGGUUCGAGGAGCUUACAUGGAGCAAGAACGUUUGCGAGCAAAAACAAUAGGCUAUGAAGAUCCUAUCAAUCCUACAUUCGAAGCCACCUCAAUGAUGUACCAUAAGACGUUGACAGAAAUCAUGCAACGAAUUGUGGAACGAAAAGACAGGAAGCUUUCCAUGAUGGUGGCUACCCAUAAUGAAGACACUGUUCGCUAUACAGUUAGCAAGAUGAAAGACAUAGGCAUAGAACCAGAACACAGAUUAGUUUGUUUUGGUCAACUGUAUGGAAUGUGUGAUCAAGUUAGUUUUGCUCUGGGCCAGGCUGGGUACUCCGUCUACAAGUAUGUUCCUUAUGGCCCUGUGGAUGAGGUACUGCCGUACUUAUCACGUCGAGCUAGAGAAAACAGCAGUGUCCUCCAAAAGGUUGACAAAGAAAGGUUCCUGUUAAAAAAGGAAAUACUUCGGCGUAUUAAGGAAGGUCAAAUUUUCUACAAACCAAAAGGAAAUUACACUCCACUCUAAGACAUUGCUUCUUGAAUUUGUGUGAAUCUUCAGUGUUGAUGUUAAUAGUUCAAAAAAAAAAAAGUAGACGUUUGUAUGUGUGUUAGAUGUUAUGGAAGAAAGCCGUAAUGGUGUCAACAGUAAAGUGUUCAUGUUUUGAAGACAGUAGCAUCAGUUCGUGCAUUUGAAUUUAAAAUGAAUCUUAGUAAACUUAAAUUUAUUGUAUUUGUUGUAGAAUACACUUCUUGUAUUAGGGAUAAAAUAUAUAUAUAUGUGUGUGUGUGUUGUAUAAUAAAGUUGCAGUAUUUUUGUUGCAAGAUAAUUCUGGUCUAAAAAAGUUUUGUAUAUGAUGUGUUAUUAUAUUUAUUAUUCUAAUGUAGAGAGAAAACUUUCUUUGGCCGGUCUUUGCUUACAUCUGGAAAUGUAGUAGUAGUUUUUAUAUUGUAUUUUCAGAUGGUCCUUCACGUAAUAGAGUACAGCCAUAUGAAUGUUUUUGUCAUAUCUCAUAGAUGUUAUUUACAAGCCUUACUGUUACUGAAAUUAAUAAAUGAAAAUUUCUUAACCAGUAACUUGUUUGAAAGAAUAAUGUAGUUUUUUUCUGUAGUUUUAACUACUAAAAAAAGAAAAGAA